Molecule: messenger RNA, 1254 nt
Organism: Lodderomyces margitis
Lineage: Eukaryota; Fungi; Ascomycota; Pichiomycetes; Serinales; Debaryomycetaceae
Exons: 1
Coding region: 1-1254 (417 amino acids)
Biological process (GO): carnitine biosynthetic process
Cellular component (GO): mitochondrion
Molecular function (GO): iron ion binding; trimethyllysine dioxygenase activity
Source: RefSeq, a predicted model, not a curated record
AUGUCAAUUAUUAAAAAAGUAGAACCAGUAUCGGACAAGAUUGAAAUAACUUGGGCUGAGGAGGACGAUGUACCAUUAUCUACUUACCACAACAUCUGGCUUCGGGAUAAUUGUCAUUGUUCACAAUGUUACUAUCCAUUAACCAAACAACGGUUACUCAAUUCUGCCACCAUUGAUUUAGGAAUCAAGGCUAAGCUGAUCAACCACGACGGCAAUACAGUUACAAUUAUCUGGGAUAAUGGCACUGGUAAUGGCAAUGGUGCUGAUGCUGAUGCUGAUGCUGAGCAUGAAUCUCAAUUUGACGCUCAUUGGCUUAAAAUCCAUUCGUAUAACCCGAGGUUGAUCCCGCUUGAUGAAAAGUUGCACGGUGCCAAGACUAAAUUGGCCCAGCAUCUAUGGCAAGUCAAGGAUAUAGAACUGAAUUUGCCUCGUGUUGAUUACACUACAGUUAUGAACUCAUCUGAUGAAACUGACCAAGAACAAGCGAUUAAAGAUUGGAGCUUGAAACUCUGGCAAUAUGGCUUUUGCUUAAUUGAUAAUGUCCCAGUUACACCUGAAGAUACUGAACAACUUUGCCAACAAUUGAAUUAUAUUCGUCCUACGCAUUAUGGGGGGUUUUGGGAUUUUACAUCUGAUUUAGCCAAGGCCGAUACGGCAUACACCAAUUUCGAUAUUAGUAAUCAUACUGAUGGCACAUACUGGCUGAAUUCACCGGGGUUACAAUUGUUUCAUCUCUUGUAUCAUGACGGUACUGGCGGCACGACAUCGUUGGUUGAUGCGUUUAAAUGUGCAGAAAUUAUGCGUGACAAAUUCCCCCAAAGUUUUGAAGUGUUUACCAGGAUCCGCGUGCCAGCUCAUUCUGCCGGUGAAGAAAAAGUCUGUAUCCAACCCGAUACACCACAACCGAUUUUCAAAUUGGAUAACAAUGAUGACAAGCUGAGUAAAAUUAUUCAAGUUCGUUGGAAUCAAAGUGAUCGUUCAACCAUGGAUUCAUGGGAUGAUCCCGACGAUGUAGUGAAGUUUUACCAAGCUAUUAAAGACUGGGUUCUGAUUAUAACUGAUCCCGAGAAUGAAUUGUGGUAUCAAAUGAGACCAGGCCAAUGUUUAAUCUUUGAUAAUUGGCGUGUGUUGCAUUCACGUAGUGAAUUUACAGGUAAGCGAAGAUUAUGUGGGGCAUAUUUAGAAAGAGAUGACUUUGUAUCGAGAUUGAAAUUGUUGACGUUGGGCAGAGACGCGGUAUUGGAUGCAAUUUGA